Messenger RNA from Helianthus annuus (common sunflower), 1065 nucleotides. Its product is annotated as palmitoyl-monogalactosyldiacylglycerol delta-7 desaturase, chloroplastic. Bases 549 to 905 code for a protein of 118 amino acids. Gene Ontology annotation, cellular component: endoplasmic reticulum membrane. NCBI's taxonomy places the organism in Eukaryota, Viridiplantae, Streptophyta, Magnoliopsida, Asterales, Asteraceae. The transcript has 4 exons. Gene Ontology annotation, molecular function: oxidoreductase activity, acting on paired donors, with oxidation of a pair of donors resulting in the reduction of molecular oxygen to two molecules of water. The record is from RefSeq and is a predicted model, not a curated record. Gene Ontology annotation, biological process: lipid metabolic process.
GCAAACGAAUCAGAGCAUGAGAGAAUUAUUUUCUCUGAUGUGAUGAUAACAAGAAAAAGAAACCUCUUCUGGGGACGAAAAUGGAGGACCCUCGACGUUAGAAUGGCCUCUGGGAUUUUCUCUCUACAUGUUUUGGCACUUUUUGCUCCAUCUACGUUCAGUUGGGAUGCUUUUCGGUAUGCAAUAUUGUUUUAUUUUUUAACUGGAAUGUUGGGUGUUACCAUGUGUUACCAUAGGGUUUUAGCGCACCAUAGUCUCAAGCUACCCAAAUGGCUCGAAUACACGUGUGCUUAUUUAGGAGUUCAAUCUAUCCAGGCCUGAUUUAAUCCACUUUUUAUUCGAUUUUCUAAGGUUAAUGUUUCUGGGCCCUUCAUUUGGAUAUAUGUUAUUGUACAUUGGCUUGUAAUUCUAACAAAAGACUCGAUGGCUUUUUUUUACACAUGUAGAGGGAUCCAAUAUAUUGGGUGAGUAUUCAUAGGUAUCAUCAUCAAUAUGUUGAUUCGGAGAAAGAUCCACAUACCCCCACUUACGGAUUUUGGUUUAGUCAUAUGGGUUGGUUAUUUGACAGCGGCUAUAUCAUGGAGAAGUACAACAAGCGUAAGAAUGUAGAAGAUUUAAAAAGCCAAGCGUUCUAUAGAUUCAUCAAAAGGACGUACAUGUGGCAUAUAUUUGGAUUUGGCAUAUUCAUUUAUGCUUGGGGUGGUUUCCCAUACCUUGUUUGGAUUUUGGGUGUGAGGACCACAUUGGUUUACCACAUGACUUUUCUAGUAAAUUCAGCAUGCCAUAUUUGGGGAAAUCGAGCUUGGAACACCAAUGAUUUGUCUAGAAAUAAUUGGUGGGUGGCAAUGGUUACCUUUGGAGAAGGGUGGCAUAAUAAUCAUCAUGCUUUUGAAUACUCAGCUUGACAUGGUUUGAAAUGGUGGCAAAUUGAUCUAACUUGGUAUUUAAUUUGCUUUCUUAAAUCAGUGAGAUUAGCCACCAGUGUGAAGUUGCCGACUCAAGCUCAGAAGCUUAAGAAAUCGAUUGCUUGUGAUAGCAAAUUAAAAUGAUCUUUCAACACUUCAC